Hyaloscypha bicolor E is the source of this 1467-nucleotide messenger RNA. RefSeq names its product homoserine o-acetyltransferas-like protein. The record is from RefSeq and is a predicted model, not a curated record. Gene Ontology annotation, molecular function: homoserine O-acetyltransferase activity. Bases 1 to 1467 code for a protein of 488 amino acids. NCBI's taxonomy places the organism in Eukaryota, Fungi, Ascomycota, Leotiomycetes, Helotiales, Hyaloscyphaceae. The transcript is spliced from 2 exons. Gene Ontology annotation, biological process: L-homoserine metabolic process.
AUGACUGAAUACGUCCAAGAAAGAACGCAGCAGCAACCUGAGAACCCAUUUGCCUCCUUAAUCCCCGAUCAGGCCAUCGCCAUCAUUCCGUCCUUCACGUUGGAAUCAGGUGUCACCUUGCACAAUGUGCCCCUGGCAUACAGCACACGAGGAAAACUUUCUCCAACCCGAGACAAUGCUAUGGUUAUAUGCCACGCCUUGACAGGCAGUGCAGAUGUUGGUGACUGGUGGGGUCCUCUGCUAGGGGGCCCUGGGAGAGCAUUCGAUAUCUCGAGGUUUUUCGUUAUUUGCAUGAACAGUCUGGGAAGUCCGUAUGGUAGUGCCAGUCCUGUCACAUGCAAAGAUGGAGAUCCACAGAAGGAAAGAUAUGGACCAGAAUUCCCUCUCACCACGAUCCGGGAUGAUGUGAAUCUCCACAAAGUUUUGCUGGAUGAUUUAGGGGUCCGACAAAUAGCGGUCGCCAUAGGAGGUUCGAUGGGAGGAAUGCUAGUUCUGGAAUGGGCAUACUUUGGGCAAGAUUACGUUCGAUCGAUUGUUCCGAUCGCAACUUCGAGUCGGCACAGUGCAUGGGGGAUUAGCUGGGGCGAAGCACAAAGACAAAGCAUCUACGCGGACCCCAAAUAUGACGAUGGAUAUUAUCCCUUUUCGGACCCUCCUUCUGCGGGCCUCGGCGCGGCACGCAUGUCAGCUUUGCUCACAUACCGGAGUCGAAACUCGUUCGAAGCUCGAUUCGGACGAAACACUCCAGAUGCGUCAAAGAAGCAAACAACCAGCGAGGCUCAGCACCCAGCAGAUGUACACUUAGCAAUCCAUAAUGAUGGUCAUCGUGCAACCCGCUCGCCAUUAUCAGGGCCACGAAGUUCUGCAAACCUCCAUACUGCCCAGACAAACGGGAACUCCAACGGGGACUCCAGCUCUGUCGAUUUUACAGAUCCUCAGUUUCAUUAUGCCACUGUGGGCACGCCGUUGAGCCCCCAGAGAACGACGUCGACCUAUUUCUCAGCACAAUCAUACCUUCGCUACCAAGGCCAGAAGUUCGUUAAGCGCUUCGAUGGCAACUGUUAUAUUGCCAUUACUCGCAAAUUGGACACUCAUGAUGUCUCCCGAUAUCGAGCGUCCCCCGAUUCCGAAAAUCCAAUUGCGGAUGCUCUUGCGCAAAUCGAGCAACCAACCUUAAUCCUUGGCAUCGAAAGCGACGGACUAUUUACCUUUGACGAGCAAAAAGAAUUGGCCAGUUACAUACCCAACGCACGAUUGCGAAAGAUAGACUCUCCAGAAGGACAUGAUGCAUUCUUACUUCAAUUCGAGCAAGUCAACCAACACAUCUUAGACUUUCUGCGAGAGGUCUUACCUGAUAUUAUGGAGGCUCCUGGAAAUACAGAUGUUGCUGCUGAGGAUGGAGUGGGUGCUGUAACGAAGAAUAGCACGUUUGGUGAAGCGGAGGUUGAGGAUAUGACCGCAUGGUAG